CAUUUUCAUCCUUUCCAAUUCCUUUGCCAACUUCGUCACUUUACAGCAUGGCCGCUCUACUCGAUGGUCGAAUAUCUGUCGGAGGGUCCAAUCUUCUUGUUGAGCCAUUUCGUUAUCAUCCAAGCAACUUUCUGUUACCGUAACCGGCACACGUCCAUGGUCCUUAGUAAGGAUUUCCAUCAAAUCACGUUUCCGAUCUUCAUUCGAGAGAUCGAAGUGCACUUCUUCAACACCUGGCCCGACUAUCGCUACCGAAGCCAGCUCUUCGAUCGGUGGCAAUAUCAUCGGUGCGGUGCAGAAGCAUAGUGAACAGGAGGGAUCCUUGAAAUCUAUCCUUACAUCGCACUGAAUAGGUUUGUUUUUCUUCCGACACAUUGGGACAAGAAGACGCGGUUCAACGGAAUAAGUCCAUAGAAACCGUAGAGGUUGGUGGUAUAGCCUAUUAUCAGCAACGUUGUGGGCAAUGAUCGGAUACAUCGAGAUCACCAAGAGUGCUAUUGACAAAUUAUCACGCUUGAAGCCAUACCGGCCCUCUCCAAGGAAGAGCAUAGCCAAUGCUCGAUGUACAGACAUCUCCUCAUGGAAUUUCCAUGGAUGAUGUGACCAAUAGGAUAGUUCGUAGUCAUGUGAUCUUCGAUAUCGGGCAAAUCGUAUCGUUUCAACCUUUCCGCAUCCAACAUUCAAUAUUGCCAUACUCAUAAGCAUCAUGUCCGCACAAAGAUUUACCACACUUCUGUUUGCUGA
Haemonchus placei is the source of this 744-nucleotide messenger RNA. The record is from the annotation of a GenBank genome assembly. Lineage: Eukaryota; Metazoa; Nematoda; Chromadorea; Rhabditida; Trichostrongylidae.